AUGUGUACAACUGCUUUAAAGGCAAUCAAUCUAAUUCCAACAAUAAAGAAACUAUUGAGCUUCGCGGGAGGAUUCGGCUUAGGACAAUUAUACUAUGUCUUCUUUUUAAAGGACAUCCAUCUUCCACAUAAAACUGGAGAAUUUGUAUCCAUUAUUAUAAGUAUUUUACUAGGCAUCGGUAACGCUGUGUCCAUACAAUUGCGUUGCAUAUCUCUACUAAUGUUUCCCAUGUAUUGUGGCAAGCCAGGUCGUGGAGUAUUGAAGGCUGUCGUACUCACCUAUGUAGUAGCAGGUCCCAUAACAAAUAUGGGUUUAAAUGCAAAGGAAAUAGUACGAGUAUUUGCUUGCAGCGCCCAAUUGUCACAUAACCUAUCAGAAAUUCGAUAUAAGUUUAUGUCCAAACCUAUCAAGACAGCGAUUCUCAGGUCGAGAUAUGAAAUAAACGAGUUCAAGGAUGCGUUCAGAUCCAUCUAUGAAAUCACAACGCCGUUUGAAAAUGAAAUAGAAACAUCGAAGGAGUUGGAACGGAUUGUACACCAAAGUAAUAUCGUGGAUGAUUUUUUUGGCAACAAACAUCGAUCCGAGAAAAUCGAGAAGAAAUAUCAAACGACGACCAAACUAAAGAAGGAGAUAUAUCAGAACAAAUAUCUCAAGAAAGUUGAAUAUCGAUGUGAGAAUCAGAUAACGCAAGGUAUUUUUAAAUGUGCGGAGAUGUUCGACCCAGCGUAUGAAGCCUGCUGUCGCGCUGCCCCAGCGUAUGCUGCAGAAACUUUAUGCUAUCCAUUAACAGUUGAAUUCGCAUGCAAUAUCAUGCACUUUAUUGAUUCGCCUGAUAUAUGCGAUGGAAGGGAGCAGAUUGACCCUGGUUUAGGAGAGGGAUAUUACUACCUGAAAAAAUUAAAAGAAGAACUUUUGAAGAACGUAAAUGAUAUUAAAUUACAGUAUAAGGUUACGUAUGAAAAUGAGCUGUAUAAUGUGCAGGAUGCGAGAGAGACAGGCAAGCGGGUACUGCACGAAUUCGAACAGAGAGGCACAAGCAUGCAAUAUGUGGUCAGCGUGGUGAACAUCUGCCUAGCGCUGUUGCUGCUGCGCAUCCCAUUCGCCGCUCAGAGUUACCACGACCUGUACCUCACCAGCAUCACAUACGACAACCUGUAUAUCACUUCAUAUUUUAAGCAAAUUGAUCAAAGACGGAAGUUGAAGAACAAAUAUACGUUGCUUCCUUUGAAGAAGAUGGAACGCAACAAAUACGUAGACGUCCACUCCUUUGAGUACAAAUCAUCGCAGCGUAGCAAGCUAGUUACACCAAUUCUCAAGGUGAUGCUGGAAGUGGUCACAGCGACUACCUUCGUCAUGUUAGACCGCCUAUUUUUCGAAGCUUUGGACGUCGUGCGAAAGCAUGCAAGCAGUGAAAUGACUCAACAAGGAACAAGGGAUUUAGAAAUAGAAGUAGAAGGUAAUGGUACAGUCGCCACAAUGAUCCGCAACUUACUGAGCAGCUUGAACACGACGCGCUAUGUUAGCGCUGUCACAAACAAACCGUGCUUACCGCAACCCAGUGCAAUGCCCUCUAUCUUCUUCGUCAAGAUCUACUGCGGGUAUCUGUGGAUACUGAUGCUGUUGUAUUUAAACCCUUACACGUUACGGCUUAGAAGAUUAAUAUGUAGUUACUUCUACCCUCGCCGAGAGAAGCAGCGCAUACUGCAUUUGUAUAACGACAUUCUUAAAAAACGAAUGAAAAUGCAGAAAACACUCAGAAGGAAGGCUUUGCAGGCAGUACGCGCACACUACCUGUCCGGAGGGAACUUGCGUAGUUUGAGAAUGAGGUUCCCUAGGCUUCUUGGCUGGCUUACAGUAUUGCCAGCUGCUAGGAUGCCUUGUCUUAUUUGUGGGGAAACUGAACCUAGAAAUAUAACGACGUCAAGUUCGUGGCGCCGGUGUAAUUCGGUGGCGUGCGGUUUCGCAUGGUGCGGCGAGUGUUGGCGCGAGGCGGGCGCGCGCUGCCUCGCCUGCGACCCCGUACUUACGCGCCUCAGUGACCUCGACUCGCUCAGCGACGAUCAGCCAACGGCAUACUGA
Molecule: messenger RNA, 2079 nt
Organism: Parnassius mnemosyne (clouded apollo)
Lineage: Eukaryota; Metazoa; Arthropoda; Insecta; Lepidoptera; Papilionidae
Source: the annotation of a GenBank genome assembly